Molecule: messenger RNA, 2763 nt
Organism: Asparagus officinalis (garden asparagus)
Lineage: Eukaryota; Viridiplantae; Streptophyta; Magnoliopsida; Asparagales; Asparagaceae
Product: cation/H(+) antiporter 15-like
Exons: 5
Coding region: 325-2490 (721 amino acids)
Biological process (GO): proton transmembrane transport; regulation of pH
Cellular component (GO): endomembrane system; membrane
Molecular function (GO): antiporter activity
Source: RefSeq, a predicted model, not a curated record
CUUCUUCCUCCUCUUCGCCUCACCAUCAUCCUGUUGCUGCCAAGGAACGCUCGAGCACGAACGCGGACAAAAAAAAACCAAUGGAUAGCGAUAACAAGACAGAUGUCUACAUAAAACUAGACCCAACCAUGAAGCAGGACAUCUUCUGCUAUCGGGCCAUGAUGACGAACUCCGCAGGAGUGUGGGCUUGGAAACAACCCUCUCGAGUUCUCCUUCCCCAUUCUCCUCUAUCAGCUCAUCCUCGUCUUCAUCACCACUCGUGCCGUCCACGCCAUCCUCCAACGUCUCUCUCAGCCCAAAGUCAUCUCUCAGAUUGUUGCUGGAAUGCUCUUGGGCCCAACAUUCAUCGGUCGCAGCAUGGGCUUUGAAAAACUCCUCUUCUCAAUGAACAGCUGGGAGCACGUAAACACCCUCUCCCUCCUCUCCUUCAUGCUCUUCAUCUUCAUGAUCGGCGUCAAGACUGACCUGGACAUGAUCCGAAAAACCGGAAAAAAAGCAAUCGCCGUCGCCAUAGUCGGCACCUUCCUCUCCUUCUUCCUCGUCCUCUCCCUUGCCUACGCCUUCCGAUCCCACAUCCCACCUUCCUUCCGCAACAGAGUCCUCAUCUCUACCUUCGCAUACCGCUGGAGCAUGACAAGCUACACUGUUCUCACCUGCACGUUGACCGAGCUCAAUUUACUGACCUCGAAGCUUGGGAGGCUGGCGAUGUCAGCGUCGCUGAUUGCUGAUUUUGUGAACUUGACUGUCAGUGCGGGGUUCCAGUCGUACUUAAUUGGGUCGAAGCAGAAGGAUUUGUUGCUGUCGGGGAUGUCUUUCUUGGCUUUUCUGGGAUUUAUAGGGUUUAUUGUUUUUGUGGCGAGGCCGGUGACGGUUUGGAUUGUGAACAGGACACCCGAGGGGAGUUUGCUUGAUGAGCCUUCUUUGAUUGCGGUCAUUUUUUUGGCGCUUCUCUGUGGAGUUCUUAGUGAGGCCAUUGGGUUUCAUACGAACAUGGGUGCAUUCCUGUUCGGUCUAGUGAUACCCGGUGGAGAGCCACUGGGGGUGACGCUGGUGGAGCGACUAGAGCGGCUGGUGGAGGGGGUGUUUCUACCUAUGUACGUGGUGCAGUCUGGGCUCCGAGUUGACCUUGCGGGGCUCAAAUACAUAAUGGAGUGGGGGUUCAUUGAGUUCUUGGUGUUGGUUAGUAUUUUGGGCAAGUUCUUUGGUGUCUUGUUUGUUUGCCUCUACUGCAAGAUGUCUACUAGGGAUGCUUUCUCCCUUGCACUUAUCAUGACUAAUAAGGGUAUUCUUGAGGUCGAAAAUGCUGGUUUCUGGUUGGAUGCACAGAUGAUCACUCACCAAGCUUUCACCGUCUUGAUCCUCUCCGUCAUCAUCUUUGGCGGGGUCACCUCUCCCUUCAUCAAAUACAUCUACCGCCCUGAGGACCGCUUCAUCGCCUACAAGCGCCGUACAGUCCAGCACACAAAACCCAGCGCCGAGCUCCGCAUCCUGGCCUGCAUCUACCACCAAGAAAACGUCAACUCCAUCCUCUCCCUCCUCGAAUCCACCCACCCCUCCUCCUCCUCUCCCAUCUGCAUUUACGUCCUCCACCUCACCAACCUUGUAGGCCGUGCUGCCGCCAUCCUCGCCCCUUACAAACGCAACAAGAGCUCCAACCUCAUCACCGAGACCGACCACAUCGUUAACGCCUUCAACUACUUCUCCCAGCAAAACCCCAACAACUCUGUCACCAUCCUCCCCUUCGUCUGCCUCUCCCCUUACUCCACAAUGCACGACGAUGUCUGCUCCCUCGCACUCGACAAGAAAGCCGCUCUCGUCCUCCUCCCUUUCCACAAGCACCUUGCUAUUGACGGGACCAUCGAGUCCAUCAAUCCUAACAUCCAGAACGUCAAUGUCAACGUUCUCCACUAUGCCCCGUGCUCGGUAGGAGUCCUUGCCACUUUAAGCACGGCGACGAUGAGCCGUGUAGCGGUGUACUUCUUCGGUGGGCCUGAUGACAGGGAGGCCUUGGCAUACGGGAUGAGGAUAGCGGAGAACGAUACAGUUGGGCUGACGCUGGUGAGGUUCCGGCCGCCGAAGGAGUUGAGAGAUAGCGGGAUGGAGAUGAAGCUCGACGAUGCAAUUGUGGAUGAGUUUAGGAGAAGAAUGGUGGAUGACAACCGGGUGGUUUAUAGGGAGGAGGUGGUGAUCGACGGGGAGGGGACAGUGGGGGUGAUACGGGCGAUGAGUAGUCAGUUUAGUUUGCUGAUAGUCGGGCGGAGGGAGGGGAAGGAGUCGAGGUUGACGGAGGGGUUGUCAGCGUGGAACGAGUAUCCCGAGCUCGGGGUCGUUGGGGAUUUGCUGGCAUCCACAGAUUUCGGAGGGAGGGUGUCAACGCUGGUGGUGCAGCAGCAGACAAGGUUUGGUGCUGGUGGAAAAGGGCAGACGGCCGGGAGGCAAAAGGUGCAUCAUCAACGUCAAGUUGCGCCUGCCGAGUUUGAUGAAGAGUGACACAAAAUUAUAGCCUACUGUGUAAGUUGUGUACUAUAAGAUGUAAGAUCCAAUAUUUAGGGUCCUUACUUGCUGUUAUAUGGGGUGAAAUUUAGUCCUAUAUUGGAGAACAUUUAGAUAGACAAAUUGUUAAAUAUGCAUCAAAGCAGAUUAAUUAGCUUAAUGCGAGUUGGUUCGUGGGACUCCACACUCGCAGAAAGUAGUGUUAGAGCUCAUGCUUGUUGAGUUUGUAUGGGGUUUUUCCUCAUUUUUUAAGAACUCUUUUAGGGGCUG